GCGCCCGCAGUGCGCAGCUGCAUCUCUGGUCACUCCCACGCUACGUAGCGUUUCAGGAGAAGUGGGGGGUUUGCUCCAAGUUUUCUUUUUCUUUUUUACUUUUACAUGGUGAGAAAACACGUCGCCAACUCCGAGGGAUGCAUUUCUAAAACAUCCGGAGCGGAUCUGGGUCAGUUCGUCUCUAGAAGGAGUUUAUUUCUUGUUUUCCAGCUCGAUCCAAACACUGAGGGUAUCGGAGUUCGCCGGUAAAAACCCGUUAAAGGGAUCGUUUUGUACACCCAUAAGAGAAAAUCUACGGUUUAACUCGUCGGCGGGGGAGGAGGAGCUCGAAUUUGAGAGACAGACACAAGUUUUCCCUCUCUGGGUGAAGAACGGCUCCAAGCAUGGCGAAAAAGUACGACUUCCUCUUCAAACUGUUGCUCAUCGGGGACAGCGGAGUGGGGAAAACAUGUCUGAUCAUCCGUUUUGCUGAGGACAAUUUCAACUCCACGUACAUUUCCACCAUCGGCAUCGACUUUAAGGUGAAAACCAUCGACGUGGACGGGAAGAAAGUGAAACUACAAGUAUGGGACACGGCGGGGCAGGAGAGGUUCAAGACCAUCACGACGGCCUACUACAGAGGAGCCAUGGGCAUCAUCCUGGUUUACGACAUCACAGAUGAAAAGUCCUUCGAGAACAUACAGAACUGGAUGAAGAGCAUCAAAGAAAAUGCAUCAGCCGGAGUCAGUCAGAUGCUCUUAGGUAACAAGUGCGACAUCGAGGGGAAGCGGAAAGUCUUGAAAGAGACCGGAGCAGGGCUGGCAGAGAGACAUGGUAUCAGAUUCUUCGAGACCAGCGCAAAGUCCAGCAUUAACGUGGAGGAGUCGUUUCAAGCGUUGGCGUUGGACAUACUUCAUAAAUCCACCAAGAAGACGAGCCAGACAGGAAAAGAGGUCAAAAUCACCAGCAGCACAGCGAAAAGCCCAUCAAAGUGUGUUAUUCUUUAGAUCCCGCUUCUGCGAGACGCCACAGGGCAGGUCGUCAAGGAAAAGUGUUUCUGUCUCCGUCUAGUGGUCUGCCUUUCAAACACAGCUGAGAGUCUGCUUGUAGAACAAAAUGUCUUCACUCUUUCAGUUUGGAAACUUCCAGAGGUGGAAAGUAACGAAUUACAUUUACUCAAGUUACUGUAAUUGAGUAGCUUUUUUGUAUAUUUAUACUUUUUAAGUCGUUUUUAAAAUCUGUACUUUUACUUUUACUUGAGUAAGUUUUUAAAAAGAAUUGUAAUUCUCUACAUUUUAUAUCAUAUCCAUUACUGAGUAAAAACAAAUUGCAGGCUUAAUAAAUUAAAAAUAUUGCGUGUCGGAACAGAAAGAGACACCUGCAUGAGCGCCGUGUCUAAACCAUGUGUGUGUGUGUGGGGGGGGAUUCACUUUGAUAUAAUGAGGACAAACGGCCAUUUUUACCACUGUCUUGCUCAAAAACAUCAGUUCAGUCCCUGUGAUCCACUCGCUGUUUACCUCCUCUCUCCCUCCUCUCCCGUGGGUUGCAACCCGCACCUUCGCGCUCCGGUGUUACGUCAUCAAAAUUCUGCUCGGUUCGGUAGCCGGACUCGGUUCCAUGUUUGAAAUGUGUUUCCCCAACCGCUCCGCACAGCAGUAGCAAAAUAACGUUUAGCGCUCAUAACAAGCGGAUUCUCGGCGUUUUGCGCACACGAGCGAUGGUAAACUGGCGUCGUGAUUUUGCACUACUUAGAUGUAGCCAUCCUUACGCUGACAAAAAUGUAACUAAGUAACUUUUACUUUGAGUACAUUUUAUUUACGAUAUUUUUAACUUUUACUUGAGUAAAAAUUUAGGCAAGUACUUUUACUUGUACUUGAGUAAAAUAUUAUCAAAGUAUUGGUACUCGUACUUAAGUAGGACAUUUCAGUACUCUUUCCACCUCUGGAAACUUCUAUGAAUUACAAGACACCCAGGUUAAUUUAUUGUUAUGAGAUGUUACUGUUGUUCCAAGUUCAGCAGACUUUCUGCCAGAUUUAUGCGAUUACACACACGAGAGUGUCCCGAUGAGUUCAGAAGCCUUCCUUGUUUUCGUAGUUUUAAUCCCAUUCGUUAUCACAGUAAGGCAUUAGCAGCGCUUAGCAGGUGAAAGUUGGACUUUAAAAUCAACCCCUGCAUUUGUAAGUGUUGUGCAAAGUCUGCAGAGCACAAUGUGUAGCUAAUAUGGAACGCCAUGCAGGUCCAAAACGCACAAACUUAUGUGUCUCAUAAAAAGUACGCGUUGCUAAUGCACAAACAACACGUAAAGAACACGUACUUUACACGUGAGGAGUUCACGUGUAUUCAAGCCUCCAAAUAGCACGUGUGUUGCAUCUACAACGUGUUGACCAAUCGGUGUUUGAGAGUUGUUAACGCAUUGAUUACGUGUUUUUUGUUUGGUUUGAAAGCGCACGCCUCCUCACAUGUAAAGUAUGUUGUUGGUGUUUUUUUGUUAGUUUUUUCUCGUGUCCUGUCCGGCUGUAAAGCAAUCAGAAUCGAUGUUUGAGUGCCUAAAACGAGCCUUAAGCCCGCGGCACACCGGAGGCAGACGCGCCGCGUCCGCGGUUUUGAGAAGUCAAGUGGUCACACAGGAUGCGCCACGUUGCGCCGCUGGGCGCUUCUUGGAAAGUCGCACAAUAGUCACAACAUCGCGUGGGACUUGAAAACAAGUGGGAAGUGACUCUAUUGUUUUUACGCGAUCAAACUCAUGUCAGUUCUCUUGUUGGCUCUUCCUUCUUCCAUCUCAGGAACGUUGCUAAGCUGAGUCCCAUUCUGUCCCGCUCUGAACUUGAGACAGUCCUCCACACCUUCAUCUCCUCACGCGUAAGCCCUUUUCAGAAAGACAUUCUGGAACAUUUGCGGACAAUUCAAUCCGUUUUUUAACCGGAACUGUGUUUUCAGACACACCACUUUUGUACCGGAACUUGUCCUUUCGGCUGCGUUCACACAGCAGGGAAAAGUUCCAGAUGUCUGACGGUGGGGGGGAGAAUCGGACUUAUGUUAAGAAGAAGAAGAAGAAGAAAAUAUCAUUCCUAUAGCGCCUCUCAAGAUAAAAAUCACGAGGCGCUUAAGCAUAAUUCUGCGCACACGAAGACGCAUAGGAGACGUGGAUGAUGAAGCUCCAUGGUUAAAGGAAUCACUGAAGCGGUGUGAAGCGCUCCGUCGCGUGUCUAGACGGUACCGUAGGAGGCGAGCUGCCGUGGUUCGCCGCAUGCUACAGCAGCGGGCUAUCUAGGUGCGCACAGCGUCCCCGGUCCCCUCCUCCUCCCCCUCCCUCUUGUCCGGAACUCUACCUCACCAGUCUGAAGCAGCCACCCUGUCCGUAACAAGUCCGGACCUGUUACUAGGGCUUCGUCCGGAUAAAUUCUGGAACACGUUAUCCGGAUGUUUGUAUUCAGACUCAAAGGACUUACGGACAGAGUCCGGAACAUUUCCGUUUUUCAUGGCCUGUCUGAAGGGGGCUUUAGACUACUGUAACUCUCUUUUCACGUGUCUGAGCAGAACCUCCCUGAACCGUCUACAGGUGGUUCAGAACGCCUGUGCUCGGCUUCUGACCAAGUCCUCCAAACACACCCACAUCACCCCGCUUCUCCUCCAGCUUCACUGGCUGCCAGUCAACUUCAGGGUUCAUUUCAAGAUCCUGGUUCUGGUCUAUAGGGCCUUACAUGGACAAGCACCAUCUUACAUUGGUGAUCUUCUUAGUCCCUACACCCCCAGCAGGUCCCUGAGGUCCAGUGAUCAAAGCCUACUGGUUGUGCAGCACCAGGCUAAAGGUCAAAGGUGACAGAUCAUUUGCUGCUGUGGCCCCCAGACUCUGGACCUCUCUCCCCCUGAGCCUGAGAUCAGUGGACUCAGUGGUCUCCUUUAAAAAGCAGCUGAAGACUCACUUGUUCAAGCUGGCUUUUGUAUGACCUUCUUCACCUCUCUCUCUUUAUUCUGCUCUCCCCACCUAUUCCACCUUCCUCAGGAUCCACUGAUUUCCCUCUUUCCUGUUCACUCUCUCUCUUUCUUUACAUUUUUUUACCACAAUUGUCUAUUUUUUGCUCAUUUUCAAUAUAUUUUUAAUCAUUUUCUAAAUUCUUUUUUUAUAUUUUUACAUUUUUUGUUUUUGUGAAGCACCUCGUGAUUUUUGUCUUGAGAGGCGCUAUAGAAAUGAUGUUUUCUUCUUCUUCUUCUUCUUCUUCUUCUUCUUCUUCUUCUUCUUCUUCUACUAUUACGAUAUUUAAGAUCAAGUACUUUAAAGUUAUCAAAACUGCGGCUUGGUUUGUGCCGUGAAGCCGUCCUGCAUCGAAUCUCUGUUGUGUAGUACGCCACAACGUUGUAAACAGCCGCCGUGCCGCCUGAGAUAGAACUGGUGCUUAUCUUCAGCGGCGCCACUUGUGUAACCACUCUCAUUAACUAUAACGGCUUCUAUUUAAAAUGGCGGCGCGGCGCCUCCGGUGUGCCCCAGGCUUUACAGGUGGAGCGUUAUGGGUUCAGCUAAUGCCCCGCCUGAUAUCAAAAGUUUAUUAGAGAUGCUUUCGGUUGUUUUUAAUCUCAAUGAACACGGAGACAGAAAUGAAAGAGAAAGGGGGGAGAGGAGUGGAAGAGGUGGGGGGUUCACAAAAAAAUAACAGAGGAUGUACGAGAACCUGCUUCUAGACCUGCAGAAAGAGAGAGAGCAAAAAAGGGAACACACAGUGAUACAACAGAAUGAAAGAUAUCACUGCGCCAACAACAUGAGGAUAGAUGACAGUAAUGAUUUUAGCUGAAAGGCACACAGUAAAAAUUCAUAGUGCGUUUAGUGCCAACCGCAGCCUUAGGUCAUGAGCCAAAACCGCCCGAGUCCACACUUGUGAGAGCACCUGUGUGCGUACACGUGCAGUACAUGUUGCUGAAGCUUCGUUUGCAUUUUCAUGAUGCAUACUUUUCUGUAAUAGAAACAAAAAAAUGUACCUGCUUUUGGCCCACCUGGCGUUCCAUAGAUGGUCGCCAUUCCGUUCAAUGGGUUUGAGUGAGCAGCAGCAUGUGUUGGAUGAGUCCCAGCACCCCGAGUCUGUUUUUACACACUUCGCUUCCAGAACACGUCAAGCUCAGCAGUUUAGAUCGGGCCAGACAGGAAAUCCCACAUGUGGAAAUUUCAAAAUAAAAGUCACUCACCAUUUUUCUAUUGCUUAAUUGUUAAAAAAUGAAUAUGUCAUUUCCAGUGACAGGUCUCUGGUGGAGUUAAAAAGAACAAAAAAUGUGUCUUUCUCCUGUAAUCUCAGGAAUCACACAUGAUCUCAGAAAUCUCCUGUGAUUUUGUGAUUUCACUGGAACACCUGUGUGGAAUGCAUUCACAGCCGCUGAGCUCCUGAAACGCUCCCGAUGGGAAGGGACGCACCGUAGAGGUGCAUCUGGUGCAAAGCUAUAGGUAAAACAUUUAAUUUAAGGAUUCAAAGAAUUAAAACGCCUCAAACUCAUUUAAAUAUCACAGAAAAUGACUGAGAUUGUAUUCAUUUUAAUUGGCAGUUUAAGUUUAUUGGUUCAUUUUAUUCAAACUUUCUUUGUCUCAAAUAUUCAGUCUUAUGAAACACAUUUUGUUUUUAAUAAAACACAUUAGGAAAGUGUUUAAACACUAAAUAUCAGUGUUUACUAUCACGUUUAACCAUGGACGUAAUUUGGGGGGGGGGGGGGGG
Nothobranchius furzeri (turquoise killifish) is the source of this 5672-nucleotide messenger RNA. RefSeq names its product RAB13, member RAS oncogene family (gene rab13). Gene Ontology annotation, molecular function: GTP binding; GTPase activity. Gene Ontology annotation, biological process: protein secretion; protein localization to plasma membrane; endocytic recycling. Gene Ontology annotation, cellular component: plasma membrane; trans-Golgi network transport vesicle; endosome. The record is from RefSeq and is a predicted model, not a curated record. NCBI's taxonomy places the organism in Eukaryota, Metazoa, Chordata, Actinopteri, Cyprinodontiformes, Nothobranchiidae.